Mastomys coucha (southern multimammate mouse) is the source of this 1055-nucleotide messenger RNA. Its product is annotated as H-2 class II histocompatibility antigen, I-E beta chain. Gene Ontology annotation, cellular component: lysosomal membrane; late endosome membrane; MHC class II protein complex. NCBI's taxonomy places the organism in Eukaryota, Metazoa, Chordata, Mammalia, Rodentia, Muridae. Gene Ontology annotation, molecular function: MHC class II protein complex binding. The transcript has 6 exons. The coding region runs from base 71 to 865 and encodes 264 amino acids. Gene Ontology annotation, biological process: immune response; peptide antigen assembly with MHC class II protein complex; antigen processing and presentation of exogenous peptide antigen via MHC class II. The record is from RefSeq and is a predicted model, not a curated record.
GCAAUGAGUAAAGAGAAUAUAGUUACAGACUGCAGCUUGUCUUCCCCUCCUGUGUCUCCUCUCCUCCAGCAUGAUGCGGCUCCCCAGAGUUCCCUGUGUGGCAGUUGUGACCCUGUUGUUGACAGUGCUGAGCCCUCCAGUGGCUUUGAUCAGAGACCCCAGAACACGGUUUUUGGAACAAGUUAAACACGAGUGUCAUUUCUACAACGGGACGCAGCGCAUGAGGUAUCUGGACAGAUACUUCUACAACCUGGAGGAGUACGUGCGCUUCGACAGCGACGUUGGCGAGUACCGCGCGGUGACCCAGCUAGGGCGACACACAGCUGAGUACUGGAACAGCCAGGAGGAGCUCCUGAAGCAGAAGCGGGCCAAGGUGGACACAUACUGCAGACACAACUACGAGAUCUUAGAUAACUUCCUCGUGCCGUGGAGAGCUGAGCCCACGGUGACUGUGUACCCUACAAAGACGCAGCCCCUGGAACACCACAACCUCCUUGUCUGCUCUGUGAGUGACUUCUACCCUGGCAGCAUUGAAGUCAGAUGGUUCCGGAAUGGCAAGGAGGAGAAGGCUGGCAUUGUGUCCACAGGCCUGAUCCGAAAUGGAGACUGGACCUUCCAGACGCUGGUGAUGCUGGAGACGGUUCCUCAGAGUGGGGAGGUUUACACCUGCCAGGUGGAGCACGCCAGCCUGACCAGCCCUGUCACAGUGGAGUGGAAGGCACAGUCCACAUCUGCACAAAACAAGAUGCUGAGUGGAGUCGGGGGCUUCGUGCUGGGCCUGCUCUUCCUUGGAGCGGGGCUGUUCAUAUACUUCAGGAACCAGAAAGGACAGUCUGGACUUCAGCCUGCAGGACUCCUGAGCUGAGGUGAGAUGACAUGGUUGAAGAGAGGACUUCUCUCCCUGUCUCCAUGUCAUGAAAACAUGUCCUGAUUCACGCACAUUCCUCCAGAGACAGUGCUCUCCCAGGACCCGGCUCCUCCUGCCUCACCACCCUGGAGAUCUGUGCUCCUGAUGGAUGCUUAGCCCCUGGCCAGGUCUUGCACCCCCCCCCCCC